Opisthocomus hoazin is the source of this 1354-nucleotide messenger RNA. The record is from RefSeq and is a predicted model, not a curated record. Lineage: Eukaryota; Metazoa; Chordata; Aves; Opisthocomiformes; Opisthocomidae.
AUGGGAAACAACACCCCCGCACCCACCCAGCAGCAGCAAGCGGAAGAUGAAGGCGUCCCCCUGAUUCUGGUGUGUGGCCCAAAAAAUACUGGGAAAUCGACGUUUAGCAGAUACCUCAUUAAUCUGUUACUGAAUCACCUUCCCUCGGUUGAAUAUAUGGAAUGUGACAUAGGUCAGGCCGAAUUUACGCCGCCUGGAUGCGUAUCUUUAAGUACCGUAACAGAGCCAAUUCUCGGUCCACCGUUCACUCAUCAACAAACGCCACGUAAGAUGGUGUAUUACGGACAGACCAGUUGUGAGCAGGACACAGAAAGGUACCUGGAUGUCAUGAAGUAUGUGUUCAGCUCCUACAAGAAGGAAGUGCCUCUGGUCGUCAACACCAUGGGCUGGGUGAAAGGUGAGGGCUUGCUGCUUCUGAUUGAUAUCAUUCGGCUGUUGUCGCCCAGUCACAUUGUUCAGAUGGAUGUGUACGACUGGAAGGCCAUGGCCCCGCUCACCCCCGAGUACGUCCAUCUCGCCCCUGGCCUCUACACCAAGGGCAGACAGCAAGCCAAGCACGUGGGUACGAGCGGAGCGGAGAGCUGGAAGUCCGCGGAAGGGGAGGGGGAUGCUUCAGCUCCCGAGCACAAGUUGCUGUACGUGCAUCCAGAAUUCCCUCGAGCAGGGGUUGCAGGUGAAGCGCGAGUGCACAGCGGCAUCCUGCGUGACAUGUCCAUCCUGGGCUACUUGGGCCAGCUGCAGUCCCCGGACGUCGGGGCGGUGCUGCCGCUGAACAGCCUUGUGCCCUACCAGGUACCUUUCAGUGCAGUUGCGCUCAGGGUUGUUCACACUGACGUUGCUCCUACCAACAUCAUGUAUGCGGUGAACGCCAGCUGGGUCGGGCUCUGCACGAUACCAGAAGACGUCCGCAGCCAAGGCGACGGGCCUGUCCUGCUGACCCAGACGCCGCUCUGCGAUUGCCUCGGCUUCGGAAUUGUCCGAGGGGUUGAGAUGGAGAAGAAGCUUUACCAUGUUCUGACGCCGGUGCCUCCGGAGAGCCUGAGACAAGUGAAUUGUCUGCUCCUUGGAAAUAUUGCCAUCCCGAUCUGUGUUCUCGUGGACCAGCAAGGAGUCGAGGGAGAGAUCCCCUAUGUCACGUCUGAUUAUAACUACAGCAUCUUGGGGUCUGGGAAGCUGAAAAAGAAGCAUUUCAAGAGGCGGAAGUAUGAUUACACCUAAAGCCUUGGGGACCUUGGACCGUGGGAUCUGUGUUGUGCGGAGACGGGCAGGAGCCGGGGCGGUCGCAGAAGCCCUGGGUGCUGCAGAGCUUGGGGAGGCCCUGGGCAUGCAUCCCGUGUAGAUACUACAGCAUGUC